GCAACCCAAACGACAUUAAUUUUGACAUUUAGGGCGGUUCUAACCUAAAAAAUAAAAAAUUUAUUUUCUCGUUUUAACGGAAAUAUGCCGGCGUACCAUUCAAGCUUUUUGAACCCUCAACAAAUAAUCGGAAAUACGGCGAUUUUGCCGAUUAAAACGCAAUUUCGAGGACCGUCGAUCGUCCAAAACGGUAAUGAAAGCGAUAUAAUCGAUGAGGCGCUUUAUUAUUUUCGCGCAAACGUUUUUUUCCGCACCUACGAAGUUAAGUCGGAAGCUGAUCGAUUGUUGAUCUAUAUUACUUUGUACAUAACGGAGUGUUUAAAGAAAUUGCAACGAUGCUCAUCAAAAAGCCAAGCUCAACAAGAAAUGUAUACUUUGGCGAUUAGCCGAUUUGAUAUCCCUGGUGAUUCUGGGUUUCCCUUGAAUACUGUUUAUGCGAAACCACAAACACCACAAGAUGCGGAGUUUAUGCGUACAUAUUUAACCCAAUUGAGGCAAGAAACAGGGUUAAGAGUUUGCGAACGUGUCUUUGGAGAUGAUGGGAAGCCCAGUAAAUGGUGGCUUUGUUUCUCAAAAAAGAAGUUUAUGGAUAAAUCUUUAAGUGGACCAGGACAGUGAGUUUAAAAGUUAAAAAGGAAUAUGAAUUAUGCAUUUUAAUCAAUUUUAUACCUUUUUUUGUGGGUUAAUUUAUUAAGUCCAAUAAUAAAUACUUUAAGAAGACG
Molecule: messenger RNA, 722 nt
Organism: Onthophagus taurus
Lineage: Eukaryota; Metazoa; Arthropoda; Insecta; Coleoptera; Scarabaeidae
Product: Actin-related protein 2/3 complex, subunit 3A
Biological process (GO): Arp2/3 complex-mediated actin nucleation; regulation of actin filament polymerization
Cellular component (GO): cytoskeleton; Arp2/3 protein complex
Source: RefSeq, a predicted model, not a curated record